UUAUGUGGCGAUCGGUUUAGUGACAAGCUUUCGUGAUUUGAUAGGAAAAGAGGUGCGAGCUUUGCACCCUGAAGGACCCUAUCGGCAAAAUUUCUCCCGUAGCUCAAUCUUACCAGGUAUCCCCAUCUCCAGUUGUUCCAAUCUUGACCAGGAAAGUGUCGGCUCCGUCGAGACCAUGGAUUAUUAACCCUGGGAACAACUUGGAUGGGGAUAAAACCGCUUUGGGACAACGUUUGAACGUUGAACAAUAUCGUUCGCCAAAACUGUCCAGAUACGAGGAUUCGCGUAAACGAGUGCAAAGCACCAAACGCCACCACAGACAUCGAAGUGCCAGUGUGAGUGGAAACUAUCUUAUGAGGCAACGAUGGAGUACCAAUUCGGGGAAACUCAACCCCGACCAACUGGACAUGAUUUCGAACCUGAGCCAAACUAACAAGGUCUUAUCAAGCGACCACGUGGAUGCGUCCCAAAGGAGUCGCGUGGCCUGGAUCAGCCCACCAACCACGCGCCGAACAGCCAUGGAUGCCAAAGUGGCCUCAAACGUCAGCAAUCACUUCAGUGGAGGCCUAAACUCAUCAAGGCCACCUUUGUCAUUGCCUCCUGCCAGUGUUUUGGGCCCAGAAACUGAUCCCAAUCGAAACCGGGAUUCCACCUCGCCAGGAUUCAGUUCAUCAGCCGAGCUCUUCGAACUUUUGGAUCGACUCCAGUCGUCAAGGUUGGAUGAUCAACGAUGUUCUAUGCCAGCCACACUGGGAGGUGUAGCCGGGGGUGGGGCAGUCAAAAACGGUUUACCUGCUACCCAACAACCUAAAGCCAACAAAGUUCCUCAAUCAAAGUAUUUACUCCAAGAGACACUGGACGGGUCGAAACCCUAUCCCAUGAUUGUCUUACCGAAAACCGGUGGGUUCUGGGUCGAUCCACCCGACCAGGACCAAGAUGUUCCGGUGGACGCAGAAGGGAAUCCCGUUUUGCCCAAAGUCAACUUCAAGACCAAGUUUGAAAUGGACGAAACGGCUCGUUGCUAUCGAGCUCAUUUCUUGGGUUAUGAGCAUUACAACUUUCAUGGCAUUGACGAUAAUCUGGGGCCUAUUGUGCUCUCACUAAAAACCUAUACCGAUCAGGAGCAGGAUGAGAACGGAGAAAAUGAAGUGCACACACGGAUCAUUUUGAGGCUGAACUCGGGGACCAUCCACAAGCUCAUUCCUGACUCAGCCCUGGACAAUAACUUGUCACCAGUCAAAGUGGCACAAUUGUUGGUUCCUCAGUUGGCCCUAGACAGACUUAGUCCUGUUUUGUGUAGGAAAUCGUCCGAACUUAUCGUGAAUUAUGACGAACAUGUCCUUGACAACUCUUUCAAAUUUGGGCUGAUCUACCAAAAGCUGGGUCAAAUUACAGAGGAGGCCCUUUUUGGCAACCGACAGCAUUCCACGGCCUUUGACGAGUUCAUGUCAAUACUGGGACAGAAAAUCUCACUGGCGGAUCAUAAGGGAUAUCGUGGGGGCCUUGACACACAGUUUGGUCAGACUGGAGAAGAAUCUCUUUUUGAAGAAUUCCAUGGACGUGAGAUCAUGUUCCAUGUUUCGACCAUGCUCCCUUUUACUGAAAACGACUGCCAACAACUUCAGCGCAAACGCCACAUUGGCAACGACAUUGUCGCCAUCGUGUUUCAAGAUGGCAACACACCAUUCACUCCCGACAUGAUCACAUCGCAUUUUCUUCACGCCUACAUCUUGGUUCAACCCAUUGACCCCGACACAGCCUAUACACGAUAUAAAGUCAGUGUGACCGCCAAGAGCGACGUUCCCUACUUUGGACCAAGUCUACCUUCACCGUCUGUGUUUCGAAAAGGACCCGAGUUAAAAGAGUUCCUCCUCACCAAACUGAUCAAUGGACAAAAUGCUUGUCUCAAAGCGGAUGAGUUUUCAAAAUUGGAACAGAGAACCAGAGCUACCUUGCUGGCAAACUUGGAGGAAGAACUUGCCGUGAAGACGCAGGAUUUCAUCGGAGUGGAACCCGUUGAAAUUAUCAAGACCGAUGGUGAACGUAGACCUUCCAGAAUAUUUGACACUGUGAAGAAGGCAUUCGGGAGCCGGGGUGUGAAAGUACAAGGCGCACCAACAGAAAGUGCCAACGCUUCCUUACCAAAGAUGACCAAGAGCAAGAGCUCGACGUCAAACCUUUCCCAACAGUACAGUACAAGCACCUUACAAAGUACCAAUAGUAUGAUCGGCGUGAAUGAGCCUUCCAAAUUCCUACCCAACAAGACCUUUAAUACGUCUGGCCGGCGAGGGUUUGGCGGCAAGUCAGAUUCUGGCCGGGGUAGUGUAGGCACGGGCAGUACUGGACGAGGGUCGUCCCCAACCACAGGGUCUCCAAUUUCCAGCCCGGACAUGCCUAACCGGGUACCAAGUUCCGAUGGGGGCCCCACCCUCUCUGAAUCGGAUGACUCCUCUUUAAAUUCAAUGGAGAUGGAUCAACACGAACACCAUCGCCUUCAACACACCCAAUCCCAAGGGACAUCGUCCGCUUUUAUCAAUCGGCCUCUGAAGAGAGUCUCUGUUCCCAAUUUGGGCUCGUCUGGUUAUGGCCUACCAUCCCAUCAUGGAAUCCAGUUUGACCCAGAUUGCCAGAACAUUGUCUCUGGGCCCAUAACCACUGUGACGUUAGACGGUGGUCCCCCGUUAAGCCAAUUGGACCGGUUCCAAGAGGAGAUUUCCAGAUUAAAGGUGGACAAACUCGAGCUUUUGCGUCAAAGCGUGGCAUCGCAACGCGAAGUGAAGAGGUUGCGUGAUCGGGAAUCGCAACUUCAGACUGAUUUGACCGUAGCUAGUCGUGAGAUUCAGCGAUUGCGCGUGGCUCUGAAAGAACGCGAUGACGCAGGCAAAAACAGUUCGUGACGGACUCGAACCCCUCUUUCUUCACCAAUCUUAUUAUUAUGCUUUCUGAGUGCCUUAACACCCCCGACGAAUCGGCCUUUCUUUGCUUUCUUGAACUUGUUCAUCUUUUUGUUUCAUUUUCGUCACUAGUCAACCUCCUGAGAAGUAAAUUUGAAUUGACAAACCUUUGAUUUAUAAGCAAACAACAACACCAGCCACCAUCACGUGAAAACCAUAACAGCAUCCUUGAACAACGUUGAUAAUGAUGAUAAUAUCCCUCGUCUGAUAGGAAUCUGUGAGUUCUUGUCGAUGUAUCUGAUCUUGAAACAAAUAAAUAAUUCUAUCUUUUUAUCUUGAA
Tigriopus californicus is the source of this 3234-nucleotide messenger RNA. Its product is annotated as rap1 GTPase-activating protein 1-like. Gene Ontology annotation, molecular function: GTPase activator activity. NCBI's taxonomy places the organism in Eukaryota, Metazoa, Arthropoda, Copepoda, Harpacticoida, Harpacticidae. Gene Ontology annotation, cellular component: cytoplasm. The transcript has 2 exons. Gene Ontology annotation, biological process: activation of GTPase activity; regulation of small GTPase mediated signal transduction. The coding region runs from base 354 to 2897 and encodes 847 amino acids. The record is from RefSeq and is a predicted model, not a curated record.